Molecule: messenger RNA, 834 nt
Organism: Ipomoea triloba (trilobed morning glory)
Lineage: Eukaryota; Viridiplantae; Streptophyta; Magnoliopsida; Solanales; Convolvulaceae
Product: high-affinity nitrate transporter-activating protein 2.1-like
Exons: 2
Coding region: 25-633 (202 amino acids)
Biological process (GO): nitrate transmembrane transport; response to nitrate
Cellular component (GO): plasma membrane
Molecular function (GO): nitrate transmembrane transporter activity
Source: RefSeq, a predicted model, not a curated record
AUUCAUCUCACUCUGCACCAAGCAAUGGAAUCUCAUCUUAAUUCCAAAACAUUUCUUUUGCUUUUCUUCUUAACCUUUGCACAAACUUGCUAUGGAGCAAUUCUCUUCUCUUCCCUUCCACAAACUCUGGUUGUCUCUGCUUCUCCUAAACAAGGCCAAGUUCUAAAAGCUGGAGAAGACAACAUAACUAUGACCUGGGGGCUGAACCAGAGCUAUGAAAGAGGGAUAGAUGAGUCCUAUAAGGUCACAAAGGUGAAACUAUGCUAUGCACCAGAAAGCCAGGCAGACCGAGCAUGGAGGAAAACUGUGGAUGACCUUAAGAAGGACAAAACAUGCCAAUUUAGCAUGGUUGAAAGGCCUUACACUAGUCAUCAAAACCAGAGUUUUGAAUGGAUGAUAGAGACUGAUAUUCCCACAGCAUUGUAUUUCGUUAGAGCUUAUGCAUAUGAUUCAGCUGGUAAUGAGGUGGCUUAUGGUCACACCAUUGCCCUCUUCAACAUUCAAGCAAUCAGUGGCCGCCAUUUGUCUCUUGACAUUGCUGCGGCUUGCUUCUCUGCCUUCGCUUUGGUGUCUGUCUUUUGCUUCUUCUUUGCAGAAAAGAGGAGUAGAAGGCUUAUGGCGGCAAAGAAUUGAUGAUACGAUAAUCCAACUCCCCACGCUGAAUUGUAGAGCACCUCUAAUGAGGUUUUGGUUGGAAAAAAGAAAUUAUGGGAGAAAAUUGUAAUUUCUUGGAAAAAAACAUAAGGUGGAAAAUACAGUUUACAAAGAAUAGAAUUGUUCAGAAUGGAAGGUACCUAAUUUAUUAUUUUUUAAUCAAAAGUAUCAUAUUAUUUA